This is a messenger RNA of Acaulospora morrowiae, 238 nucleotides long. The record is from the annotation of a GenBank genome assembly. NCBI's taxonomy places the organism in Eukaryota, Fungi, Glomeromycota, Glomeromycetes, Diversisporales, Acaulosporaceae.
GAAAGUGUUAGUAAUGGGAUAAGGCAACGUAAUGGGGAGAAGAAGCUAUUGCAUGAAUCGAAGUCAUCAGAAAGUAUAGAAACCAUCCUGCCUUUUACUUCACUGAUGUCGCUAGAAGAAUCAAUUUCUGGAGAGCGGGGACCAGCAACAGAACAAAGAAGUUCGAUCACAUAUAAAGAAAGGAGUGGAAAAUAUCGUGAAGAUGUAUUUGAUUUCACCGUGGAUGAAUCUGAUAAAA